AAUAAUAAUAAUAAUGGUUCAUUAACUACAUCACCUAUGAUACGUAGUAUAAUAAGUGCCAAUGAUGAGACCGAUGAAGGAGCAGGACAGCAGGAUGAUAUAAUUAGUGAAGCAGAGGAAGAUGUGGCAAUGGAAGACGACCAAGAGGAACAAGGCGAUGGAGAGGACGCCCCGCUGCCAUUCAACGAUGACGAUGACGACCAGGCACAGACUGAGAAGGACGACGAGACCGAGGAAGAGCGUCUGGCGCGCCUCGAAGCCACUCGUCUGGAAAAGGAACGACUAAAGAAGAUGAAGGACGAGCAGCGCAAGCAACUGGCCGAGCUCGAGAAGAAACAACGUGAGCAGCUGAUGGCCGACUCGGACCGCUCGCAGAAGGACCGUCUCAAAUUCCUGCUGGAGCGUACCGAGAUCUUUAGUCACUUUGUAUCCAACAGCUCGGCGCAACACAACCAUCCGCCCACAAAGAAGAAGAAGAAGGGUGGCGAUGUAGCCGCCACACCCACCAAGCGUGGCACUGCCCUCACCGAGAAAGAGGAAGACGAUGAGAUCAUGAAGGAGGCCAUCGACGAAGAGGCUCCUCAUUCCUUCAACUUCUUCACAUCCAAUCCACCAUACAUCAAGGCUGGUACAAUGAGAGACUAUCAAAUAUAUGGACUUAACUGGCUUAUUCAGUUGUAUGAGCGUGGAAUCAAUGGUAUCCUGGCUGAUGAGAUGGGUCUUGGAAAGACACUACAGACCAUAUCACUACUUGGCUAUCUAUCCGAGUACAAGGGUAUCCGUGGCCCUCAUCUUAUCAUCGCACCAAAGUCCACAAUGUCUGGCUGGACCAAGGAGUUCAAACGUUGGUGUCCCUUCUUGCGAGUCGUCAAGUUCCACGGCAACAAAGAAGAGAGAGCUGCGAUCAAGAAUGAACAAUUGGUGUACAAGAAGUUCGAUGUGUGCAUCACUACAUACGAGAUGGUCAUCAAGGACAAGGCCGUGUUCAAGAAGUUCUCAUGGCGAUAUGUGAUCAUUGAUGAAGCACACAGGAUCAAGAAUGAGAACUCUGUGCUGUCCAAGGGCGUGCGUCUCUUUAACAGCCAGUUCCGUCUUCUCAUCACCGGUACGCCAUUGCAGAACAACCUGCAUGAGCUGUGGGCGCUGCUCAACUUCUUGCUUCCAGACGUAUUCUCAUCGAGCGAUGACUUUGACAGAUGGUUCGACCUGGAGAAGACAGAGAAUCAACAGGACGUCAUUGACAAGCUGCACAAGGUGUUGCGUCCCUUCCUCUUGCGACGUCUCAAGACCGAGGUGGAGAAGUCGCUCCCACCCAAGAAGGAGAUGAAGCUGUUUGUCGGCCUGUCAUCCAUGCAACGCGAGUGGUACAAGCGUCUUCUCAGCAAGGACUACGAGGCGCUGCACGGCAUGGGCGUCAAGGGUGGCUCUGGUCGCGUCAAGCUGCUCAACAUCUGCAUGCAGCUGCGAAAGGCAUGCAACCACCCGUACCUCUUUGAUGGCGCUGAGGAGCCACCCUACACAUCGGGCGAGCAUCUUGUGACCAACAGUGGCAAGAUGAUCCUUCUCGACAAAUUGCUGGCCAAGCUAAAGGCGCGUGGCUCACGUGUACUCAUCUUCUCGCAGAUGGCCAGAAUGCUCGACAUCCUCGAGGACUACAUGUUGUAUCGCGAGUACAACUACUGCAGGAUCGAUGGCUCCACCGACAGCCAGAGCAGAGAGAACUACAUCGAGGCCUACAAUGAGCCAGACUCCAAGCUGUUUGUCUUCCUCCUGACGACAAGAGCCGGAGGUCUGGGCAUCACGCUCAACACGGCCGACAUUGUUGUAUUGUUCGACAGCGAUUGGAACCCACAGGUCGACCUGCAGGCACAGGAUCGUGCACAUCGUAUCGGCCAGACCAAGCCCGUCACAGUGUACCGUUUCGUCACCGAGAACUCGAUGGAGGAGAAGAUGGUGGAGAAGGCCGAGAUGAAGCUGCAGCUGGAUGCAGUCGUCAUUCAACAGGGUCGUCUGGUCGAGCAGAACAAGUCGGCCAGUCCCGAGGAGCUGCUCUCCAUGAUCAGGUUCGGCGCUGACGACAUCUUCAAGUGCAAGGACUCAUCGAUCACUGACGAGGACAUUGACACCAUCCUGCAGAAGGGUGAGGAGAAGACACAACAAAUCACAGAUCGUCUGAAGGACUUGGCCAAGAACCCGCUCAAGCUCAACCUGGACGGCAACCUCUACGAGUUUGACGGCGUCAACUAUAGGCCCCAGCACGACAACUUCUGGGGCGGCACGGUGACCUUUAAGCGUGAGAGGAAGCCCGUCGAGGGCAACGAAGAGUACAUGCGCUCGAUUGGUGUGCUGCCCAGCAAGCCAGCGCCCAAGAAAGAGAGGAAGGAGAAGAAGAUCAAGCCACCUAAGCAGCCAACUAUCCAUGACUUCCAGUUCUACCCCGAGGAGUUGAACGCGCUGUUUGAGAAGGAGACCAACGCCUAUGUCAAGAAGCUGGAGCACUAUGAGAAGAAGGAUGCCACCGCCGAUGAGGAGGAGGUCGAGCCAGACUUUGGCGACCUGACCGAGGAGGAGGUGACCAAAAAGGAUCAGCUGAUGCUCGAGGGCUUUGCAGACUGGAACCGUGUGGACUUUAGAAACUUCAUUCGUGGCUGCGAGCUCUAUGGUCGCAAGGCGUUCGACAACAUCACCGAGACCGUCGAGGGCAAGACUCUCCAGCAGGUACAAGAGUAUGCCGCCGUGUUCUGGAAGCGCUACAAGGAGCUGACAGACUACGAAAAGCUGAUCGUGCGUAUCGAGAAGGGUGAGGAGCGUCUGAUCAAGUACAAGGAGACAGUGGAGGCACUCGAUCGCAAGAUUGCGCAGUACAAGAACCCAUGGAGGGAUCUCAAGAUCCAGUACGGCAUGAAGAAGAACAAGACCUACAACACAGAGGAGGAUGUCUUCCUCGUGUGCAAGACCCAGGAGCUUGGAUAUGGUGCAUGGGACGAGCUCAAGGAGGAGAUCCGCAAGGCGCCACAGUUCAAGUUUGAUUGGAUGAUCCAGACGAGGACCACCCAGGAGCUGAAGGCUCGCUGCGACCAAUUGCUCAAGUACAUCAUCAAGGAGGAGCAGGACGAGUUGGAGAGGAAGUCUGAGCGUGAGAAGAAGAAGUCUGGCAGCAGCAGUAUCGAUUCAAAGGCAUCAUCUCCUUCAACAUCCACAUCAAAGACAGAGUCCAGCAGCACAUCCAAUGACUCUAAGAAGUCAUCAAAGGCAACAAACAGUGGCAGCAAUGGUAGUGGAAGCAGCAGCAGUAGUAAAUCAUCAACAUCGACAAAGAGGAAGAAGGAAGAUGAGUUGGCGGCUAGCAAGAAGUCAUCAUCGUCCACUUCAACCACGACCACAACAACAACAACAACAACUGCUGCUGCAAAGACAAUGGUGAAGAACUCAAAGUACAGCGAUUCAGAGGAUGAGUCGCCUGCCAUCAACACCAAACCAACAACAUCAACAACAUCCACAUCAUCAUCGACCGAAGCCAAGCCACCAAAG
Messenger RNA from Acytostelium subglobosum LB1, 3531 nucleotides. RefSeq lists its product as hypothetical. Gene Ontology annotation, biological process: nucleosome organization; regulation of transcription by RNA polymerase II. The annotation marks the transcript as partial. Gene Ontology annotation, cellular component: chromatin; nucleus. The transcript has 3 exons. Gene Ontology annotation, molecular function: ATP binding; DNA binding; histone binding. The record is from RefSeq and is a predicted model, not a curated record. NCBI's taxonomy places the organism in Eukaryota, Evosea, Eumycetozoa, Acytosteliales, Acytosteliaceae.